Molecule: messenger RNA, 2661 nt
Organism: Aspergillus calidoustus
Lineage: Eukaryota; Fungi; Ascomycota; Eurotiomycetes; Eurotiales; Aspergillaceae
Source: the annotation of a GenBank genome assembly
AUGGACAAGGACUCGGAGCCGUCGCAAGCGCAACCAACGCCUGAGGACCCCGUCCAGUCCAUCGAGGAGGACAUCAAGGGUGACGGCGUCCCCAGCAACAUCAGCGAGGAACUAUGGAAGGCCAUGAUGGACGUUGUGCUGGCCAUCUACGACGUUAGAGAAGCAGAUGGCCACGAUCCCUCGAGACUCUUUCAUCGCAGCGUCAAUAAGCGCAAUGUGCCCGACUACUAUGAUAUCAUCAAGGAGCCAAUGGCUCUUAGUAUCCUGAAACAGAGGAUCAACAAGCGAGAGUACAAAAAGUUUACAGACUUUGUCCGCGAUUGUGCGCUGAUUCCUCAUAAUGCGCAAACGUACAACCGUCCCAAGUCCCAAGCAUACGAAGAUUCGCUGGUGAUCAAGGAUGCGUUUAUCUCCGAAUUCGAGAAACUGGUCAAGACGGGAAUUGUAACCGCGGAGGAGGCUGAACUUCCCGAUCUGGGGGAGAUUCCAGAGGCUGAUCCUUUGCCGGAUGAGGAAGAGGAAGAAGACGAAGAUGAUGAAGACGAUGAGGAUGACGAUGACUCUGACGAUGAAGGCCGACGCAAGAAGAAGCGGGGACCACGGCCCGGCUCGAAGCGAGAUGGCGCAAAGGACGAUGGAAAUAAGUCUGCCGAUCCCGAACAAAGGAAAAAGCGAGGCCGCCCCCCGCGAGUUGAUACACCAAUGGAAGCGAGAAUCAAGGCGGUCCUAAAGGGCAUCCGGAAGCUGAAAGGUCCUGGGAACCAAUUGAAGGUUCGACAUUUUGAGCGUCUUCCUGACAAGAAUGUUUAUCCGGACUACUACAUCGAGAUCAAAGAUCCCAUCGCCAUCGAUCUUAUCAAGCGCAAGUCGAAGCGGAAGAAGUACAACUCGGUGGAUCAUUUCAUGAAGGACAUGGACCUCAUGUUUAACAACGCGAAGGCUUACAACCAGUCCGAAAGUCAAAUCUAUAAGGAUGCCGUUGAACUCCAGGUCGAAGCACGAAGGCUUGCUGAGAUCGAAAAAAAGAAGCCUGAUAGCGAGUACUUAAUGGAGGACGGGCGUCUACCGUUACCGGAUGGCAUUCUUCACAAGGGCGAGCUAUGGAAAGUUGGGGAUUGGGUGCAUAUCCAGAACCCUAACGACGUGACCAAGCCUGUGGUGGCGCAAAUCUACCGUACUUGGCAGGACUCUGAAGGCGAAAAGUGGAUCAAUGCGUGCUGGUACUACCGACCAGAGCAGACCGUCCAUCAUUUCGAAAAGCACUUUUAUCCUAACGAGGUAGUCAAGACAGGCCAGUACCGCGAUCAUCGAGUUGAGGAGAUCGUUGAUCGAUGCUUCGUGAUGUUCUUUACUCGGUACAACCGUGGGCGGCCCCGGGACUUUCCCCUCGAUAAGGAAGUUUAUGUGUGUGAGGCUCGCUACAACGAAGAGAAGCACAAACUUAACAAGAUCAAAACAUGGGCCAGCUGUCUUCCCGAUGAAGUGCGAGAGAAGGACUACGAGAUGGACUUGUAUGAUGUGCCUAGGAAGAUCAAAAAGAUUCCCAGCCCAAUCAAGCAUCUGCUUAAGGAUGAUGCAAAGGAGACAGACGAUCUCCCUAAGCCGACAUGGGGAGCAGAGAACGCGCCACCAGUGGUGGGAGCUGUUCAUUGCCGCCCUCGAGAUGAAAAUGAAUCACCACCACCAGAGCCAACCCCGUCACCGCCCCCUCCUACCAUACCGCAACCUGCUCUACCCUCUGUGCCUCGACAGGCUUCGAUGAGCCAGCCUCCCACGCAAGCCGCUGUGAAUAGCCCCGCAGGUGCCCUCUUGGCCGCUGCAAGUCCUAUCCCCGCGCGCUCCCCGGCUGUUCCCCUCGCGCAACACUCACCAGUUCCGGUUCCUCCCAUACCUUACCAUCAACCUCAGCUUCAACCCGGCCAGGUCUAUCAGCCCGGUUUACAAAGACGUCCCAGUGGCUAUGCCUCCCAGAGCCCGAUGCCAGGCGCUUACCAAGGACCAGCCACGCCACAAGCCUACGCUGUGCCUCAAGCUCCGCAGUACGCUCCAUAUCAAGGGGGCCGCGUGCAAGCGCCGCCCGCCGUGUACAAUCCAAAUGCCCCGCGUCCUGUCGAAGUCUUCCACCUAAGUGACACUGCGAAUGCUGCUAUUCCCGAGGAGAUCCGUGAUCAGUUCCACUGUGACGAUCAAGGUCAUGUGCUUUUCUUCUCUAGCGCACCACUAGACAUUGGCCCAACAGUCCAGCAAAGGCUGGGUCAUUCACUAAAGUAUCUCGCUGCGAAAGAGGAGCGACGGAAACUAGUUGACGCCAAGAAGCGCAAGGAGACCGCGGACCGCGAGGAACGCGACAGAGCCGCCAAACGCCAACGGGCAGAUGCGCAGACGGCUCUUGCCGCUCGUGUGAACGUCGCGGCAGAGAAAGCGGUUGAGGUCAUGACGAAGGGUAUUUUAAAUGGCACAGAUGAGAUCUACAAGACUCUUUAUCAGCAGCAGGCCGAGACCGCUCGACAAGCAGACGCAAAGGCGCGCGAACAACGAAUUCUUGCCGAUCGUGCAACUCAGACGAGGACUGCCCAGAUCCAAGCGAACUCGACUAAAACAACCUUUGUCAGCCUCAAAGGUAGGGGUAUCUACAUGGAUGAGCUCGACUCUGUCCUUUGA